AUUUUGAGUGAAUCAAGGUGUGUUGUGAUGGUGUAAUUUGUGAACAAGAUUUUCUUUUUAAUUGAUAAAAACUUGUUUUGUAGUGAUAUUGAGUGACUUUUUCUAGUGUAAUUGUUACUUGCAAUGUGACACCCAAACUUCAUCUGCCAUGUCGACCCCGACACACAAGAAUACUGAUCCUCCUCCCUCAGAAGAGGUGGGGCCGUUCCGGUCUGUGGAGAUCAGUCCCCCAUUCGCCCACCUCCCUCAAAAAGAGAUGACAAGAGAGUCGCCAUCAAGUAGUCCGGCGCUCAGUCGGAGAAAUGAACUCAAUAACCUGGCCAACGGGCACGAAUUCCAGCACCAGAUACUGCAGCUGAAGAAACAGCAGCAGUUACAGCAGCAGAUUCUGCUGCAGCACUUCCAAGCGCAGCAGCAACAGUUGGCAGAGCAGCAUGAGCAGCAACUCAGACAUCACCUCAAGGAGCUAUGGGAGCAACAGAAGGCCCUGGAAGAUCAACAGAGAGAGCAGAGAGAGAAGGAGAGAUUGGAGUCUCUCAAGAAGAAGGAGAAACAUGAGCAAAGUGCAGUGGCCAGCUCGGAGGUUAAGCAGAAACUGCAGGGAUUUCUUUUGAACAAAAAACACCGGGAAGCUGCUGCAGCCAAUGGAGCGAUUCCUACCUCCGGCCAAGCCUACCGCAACUGGUCGGUAUUACAAGGUACACCUGGUGAGCCCAAUGCUACCAACAGCACUACCUCGCCGUAUCGUCUACUGGGCAAGUACGAUGAAGACUUCCCACUCAGAAAGACAGCCUCCGAGCCCAACCUACUGAAAGUGCGGCUGAAGCAACGAGUGAUUGAGCGCCGCGCGAGCCCCAUCGCCCGUCCUAAGGAUCGACCUAUCAAGCGCCGGGCUCAUCUUGCAAAGUCGACCAGCAGCAACCCUGACUCGGGACCAAACUCUCCCCCUGUGUCUCAGAUGUCACCCUCUGCUGGUCACAACACUCCCAUACAAGAGGAGGGAGAGACCCAGUAUGGUCAACUGUCCACUAGUCCUGGCAGCAUGAACGACAUCUCCGGCCUCUACACUUCCCCCUCCAUGCCCAACAUCUCACUUGGCCGACCACCCACCUCUACCCCUAAUGAGAACAAGCUGGCGCCAGUGUCGGAGGCAGAGGUCAGAGCUGCGUUUGCUGCUAGACUGGGAAUGCCUCUCACUGGGCAAAUGUUGUCCGGCACCCUACCCUUCUACCCCACCCUCCCAGUAAUAGAAGCGGAGUACGGAAGUGCAGCGUACACACACAAGCAGAUGGCGUCAUUGGAGCAGUCUCGUGUGGGUGUUCACUCUCUGUAUCCUUCCGCGGGUAUUACAGACACACAGGUGGCACAUGCUAGGCUCAACAAGCAAGGUCACCGACCCCUAGGACGGACACAGAGUGCGCCACUGCCCUUGGGACAUCCCAUGUUGACUGCUGGACUAGUCAUGGACCCGGCGCCUUCACACCAUCAGAUCACCACUCACAACCUGCUCCGACAGCAAAUCAGACAGACAGUUCUGACGAGAGCAGGCAGCAGAGCUCAGUCUCUCAGUGGCAGUCAGCUGGACGAGGCUCCAGAGGGAGAGGAUCUCACUGAGGUUAUAGACCUGACGGAGAAAGACAAGAAGGCAGAUAUGGAGGGAGAGAGUGAGAUCUGUCGCCAGCAGAGAGAGAGGGAGAGUUUUCUGCAACAACAGAGGGACUUGAUGAUGAGGCACACGUUACAAGUCAGCGAAGGUUCUGCCUUUACUCCCCGAGCGUCUCAUGUUGUAAGGCCGCUGAGUCGAGCGCUCUCUAGUCCUCUGGUGGCGCUCAGUCCGGAGAACGUUCCCUCAUCCAACCCUUCACAGAGUAGUCCCUCGGUGGUGACGACAGGUCUGGCCUACGAUGGACUGAUGUUGAAGCACGCUUGUGUUUGUGGAGACAACAGUCUACACCUGGAGCACGGCGGACGUCUGCAGAGUGUGUGGGCCAGGCUGGGAGAGACUGGUCUGGUCGCUAGGUGUGACAGAGUACGCAGUCGCAAGGCUACAUUGGAGGAGCUACAGCUGUGCCACAGUGAGGCACACACACUCCUAUUUGGUACAAACCCUCUGAACAGACAGAAGCUUGACAUGAGCAAGUUGUCCAUGUUGCCCAUCAAGAGCUUUGUGCGUCUGCCAUGUGGAGGGGUGGGGGUUGACUCCGACACUACGUGGAAUGAGCUUCACACUGGACCUGCCGCUCGCAUGGCUGCUGGCUGUGUCAUCGAGCUGGCGUUUAAAACUGCCACUGGUGAGAUGAAGAACGGAAUGGCUGUGGUGAGACCACCGGGACAUCAUGCGGAGGCAUCACAGCCAAUGGGCUUCUGCUUCUUCAACUCCAUCGCUAUUGCGACUAGACUUGUCCAACAGCGCCUGGACGUGAGAAGGAUACUCAUCGUAGACUGGGACGUUCACCAUGGUAAUGGGACCCAGCAGGUGUUCUACGACGACCCUAGAGUCCUCUACCUGUCUCUACACAGGCACGACGACGGCAACUUCUUCCCUGGAACUGGGGGACCUACAGAGUGUGGCACAGGAGCAGGUGUUGGCUUCAAUGUGAACAUAGCCUGGUCUGGAGGUCUAAACCCUCCCCUAGGAGACGCCGAGUACCUGGCUGCCUUCCGCACUGUGGUCAUGCCUAUAGCCAAGGAGUUCAACCCUGAGCUGGUGAUGGUGUCAGCUGGGUUUGAUGCAGCAACUGGCCACCCUUCACCACUAGGAGGCUACAAGCUGUCUCCAGCAUGCUUUGGCUACAUGACCCGUCAACUCAUGCAGCUCGCUCACGGCAAGGUGGUGUUGUCGCUGGAAGGUGGGUAUGACCUGGCAGCUAUCUGUGACUCAGCGGAGGAGUGUGUGAAGGCAUUGCUGGGCGAUGACCCGAGACCUCUCACGUCUGAGGAGCUACACCGCUCACCUUGUCAGAACGCAGUUGACACUUUGCAGAAGACCAUCGCUGUCCAGUUGAGUCACUGGGCUGUGUUGAAGCAGACGGCUCAUCUUGUGUCUUGCUCAGCCAUGGAGGCGAGUUACUCAGAGAGAGAAGAAUCUGACACUGUCUCAGCCAUGGCGUCACUCUCUAUGCAACAACAGGCCUCCUCACAAAUUCAGAGUCCAGAGAGGUCAAGAGAAGAGUCAGUUGAGCCCAUGGAGGAAGAUGAAGUCAAGUGAAGGAUCAGUGCAUCUUCUUGUGUCGGUUGCUCCUCUUGUGUCGUCGAUGGAUGGCAAAGUCCGUCGUCGCUUGGUCGCGUCCGGACGCCAUCCUCACGUCAUUCCUCGUAGCAUGCUUCUGUCUGUUACCGUUCAUUGUAUGUUAACCCGCCCGGUGAUGUUAUGUUACGAGCCUUCUCUACCUCAGUUUUCUUUUUGAAGGCCUUUACACUUUUUUGUCUUCCAUUAGUCUUGUUUUCAUCGUUAAGUUCUAUCUUAAUGAUGUGUCUCGGAUUGUAAUUCGGAUUCUUUUGUACCGUUUUCCAUUGUUGUGUCUAUGAUGUAACAAUUUUUACUUUGGUUUAUGGGUGAGAUUGUACUCGGUGUAUGCGAGAAAGGCGGGGUCGUUAAAAACGGGAAUAUUCUCAAAGCUUUAUUCCAGAAUGUGAAAUUUGUCAUUAGGAAUGUAAAGUCUUGGUGAAUUGAUUUUUUUUUUACUGUUUAAUGUUGAUCGUUUAUUAUUCGUAAUGAUGAAGUGUUAUAUUGCUAAAAACUUUAUUGUGAAUUCGUCUAUUUCCAAUUUAAUACAUUUCCAUGUUUUGAAUUUCGCUUGGUAGUCUAGUGUAGUAGAUGACAGACGCGAUUUAUUUGGAAAAUGGAAAAGACAUAGGUUAAGAUAUCUGUUAUGAAUAAGGCAUUAAGUUUGCAUUUGAAACCAUGACAUAUUUUGUUCAACUUGAGACAGGGAUCAUUCACAAUAACUAAGCACAUGUUUACUCACCAAAAGUACCUAAUGUUCUUGUAGUUACAUUUUCAUAAAGCCACUGGUUUGAACCAACACUGUGUAUACAAAUAACAAGCUUUAAGAAUAGAUAUUAAAGAAGCCAAGGAUUUCCUACAAUUUUGCAUGUUCAAGGUAUAGCAACUAUUUUGCUUAAAUUAGUUCUCCUGGUAAUUAUUUUCAAGUUAGUGUGACAAUAAAUAAUUCUGUUACAAAUUUUUAUCUAACA
Molecule: messenger RNA, 4197 nt
Organism: Macrosteles quadrilineatus (aster leafhopper)
Lineage: Eukaryota; Metazoa; Arthropoda; Insecta; Hemiptera; Cicadellidae
Product: histone deacetylase 4-like
Exons: 25
Coding region: 149-3208 (1019 amino acids)
Biological process (GO): negative regulation of transcription by RNA polymerase II; chromatin organization
Cellular component (GO): histone deacetylase complex
Molecular function (GO): histone deacetylase activity
Source: RefSeq, a predicted model, not a curated record